AUGCCAAUUGUUCCCAAAGAAUCAUCAAUGGGAACCGAUGAAGAAAUCUUGAAGAAUUCGAAAAAAUUGGAUUCAUCGAGUCCCCUUAGUUUGACUACACCGUGUCUUACCGAUGAACUCGACUGGUCGCUAAAUCUUAACGAUUUCGAACUGAGUCUUCUCCAUGAUUUUAUUAGGGAUGGCGGGAAUGGGAGUUCUCCUCCUCCCGAUGAUGAAACCCUUGCCGUAAUUUCCACAAAUGUCGAGUUAUCCACAGCACCACCACAACACCACUCAAAAUCGCCGGAGAAUUCACCAAAUUUACCGGCCAUGGCCGCAAGCCCGCAACUCAUCCCGAGUGGUGGUCUGGUGGAAGCCGCCAUGGCCUUCGAUAGAGCAGCUGUAAAGUACCGUGGAUUAGGCGCCGUGCUUAACUUCCCGGAAUUAAUUGGAACCCACGAUCAAAGCCCUGAGAGUAUUCCACAAAGAAAAGCUCGCCGUCGCCGAAGUCGGAGAGUUUGUCGUUGGCUCCGUCGCAGGAAUCGUCAACCACCUGAAAGAGGAGACACUGUACAUGCAAAAUAG
Lactuca saligna is the source of this 564-nucleotide messenger RNA. Lineage: Eukaryota; Viridiplantae; Streptophyta; Magnoliopsida; Asterales; Asteraceae. The record is from the annotation of a GenBank genome assembly.